Micropterus dolomieu (smallmouth bass) is the source of this 4037-nucleotide messenger RNA. It is a transcript of the gene chodl, whose product is annotated as chondrolectin. The record is from RefSeq and is a predicted model, not a curated record. The coding region runs from base 1654 to 2361 and encodes 235 amino acids. The transcript is spliced from 7 exons. Lineage: Eukaryota; Metazoa; Chordata; Actinopteri; Centrarchiformes; Centrarchidae. Gene Ontology annotation, cellular component: cytoplasm. Gene Ontology annotation, biological process: positive regulation of axonogenesis.
ACUGUAACACACACUGCCAGUGUUUUGUUGCUGUAGUUUUCUCACAGUGACUGAUGUACAGAUACCAGCCAUACUGUCUCUAUGUACAGUGAUACAGUCACAUCACAAAUAUAGUCAAGAAGUCUACUUGGUAUAGAUGGAGGGAGAAGGAUGACGAGUAGUCAGAAACCAAAAAAGAGCCAAGCUUCCUAGUCAGAAACCAAGAUAGAGCCAAACAUUCUAGUAAGAGCCAAGCUCCCUAGUCAGAAACCAAGAAAGAGCCAAACUCCCUAGUCAGAAACCAAGAAAGAGCCAAGCUCCCUAGUCAGAAACCAAGACAGAGCCAAGCUUCCGAGUCAGAAACCAAGAAAGAGCCAAACUCCCUAGUCAGAAACCAAGACAGAGCCAAGCUCCCUAGUCAGAAACCAAGACAGAGCCAAGCUUCCGAGUCAGAAACCAAGAAAAUGCCAAACUCCCUAGUCAGAAACCAAGAAAGAGCCAAACUCCCUAGUCAGAAACCAAGAAAGAGCCAAACUCCCUAGUCAGAAACCAAGAAAAAGCCAAACUCCCUAGUCAGAAACCAAGACAGAGCCAAGCUCCCUAGUCAGAAACCAAGACAGAGCCAAGCUCCCGAGUCAGAAACCAAGACAGAGCCAAGCUUCCGAGUCAGAAACCAAGACAGAGCCAAGCUUCCGAGUCAGAAACCAAGACAGAGCCAAGCUUCCGAGUCAGAAACCAAGAAAGAGCCAAGCUUCCGAGUCAGAAACCAAGAAAGAGCCAAGCUUCCGAGUCAGAAUCCAAGGAAAAACCAAACAUCCUAGUAAGAGCCAAGCUCCCUAGUCAGAAGCCAAGAAAGAGCCAAACUUUCUAGUAAGAGCCAAGCUCCCUAGUCAGAAACCAAGAAAGAGCCAAGCUUCUGAGUCAGAAACCAAGAAAGAGCCAAGCUCCCGAGUCAGAAACCAAGAAAGAGCCAAGCUCCCGAGUCAGAAACCAAGAAAGAGCCAAGCUUCCGAGUCGGAAACCAAGAAAGAGCCAAGCUUCCUAGUAAGAGCCAAGCUCCCUAGUCAGAAACCAAGUAAGAGCCAAGCUUCCGAGUCAGAAACCAAGAAAGAGCCAAGCUUCCGAGUCGGAAACCAAGAAAGAGCCAAGCUUCCUAGUAAGUGCCAAGCUCCCUAGUCAGAAACCAAGAAAGAGCCAAGCUCCCUAGUCGGAAACCAAGAAAGAGCCAAGCUCCCUAGUCGGAAACCAAGAAAGAGCCAAACUCCCUAGUCGGAAACCAAGAAAGAGCCAAGCUCCCUAGUCGGAAACCAAGAAAGAGCCAAGCUCCCUAGUCGGAAACCAAGAAAGAGCCAAGCUUCCGAGUCGGAAACCAAGAAAGAGCCAAGCUUCCGAGUCGGAAACCAAGCUUCCUAGUCGGAAACCAAGAAAGAGCCAAGCUUCCUAUUCGGAAACCAAGAAAGAACAAAGCAUGAAAGAUUAAGCAUGAAGCAAGCUUCCUAGUUAAGGCCUAAGGUGUCAACCAACCCAAAGUUGGACUAUAUUGACAAUGACUGUCUUCCUCUCUCAGGUCAGACGUUGUGUUUGGGUGGUCCAGAGCAUCCCUGCUAUAAGAUUGCAUAUUUCCAUGACGUUAAGAGCCGUGUCGCCUUCCAAGAGGCAAAUCAGGCCUGCAAGAUGGACAGCGGGUCACUGCUUAGCAUCGAGAGCCCGGACGAGCAGAGAGACAUCGAAAACCUGCUGCAGGAGCUGCGUUCAGGAGCAGUGGGUGGAGCAGGGGGAGGUAUAGCAGAUGGUGAUUUCUGGAUCGGUCUGACUCGGAGGGACGGAGUCGAUCACACUGAACUUAGCAACACCUUCACUUCCUGUCCACAGCUCUACUACUGGACCGACGGCAGUCUAGCCCCCUUCAGGAACUGGUAUUUCGACGAGCCGUCCUGCGGAGGAGAGGCCUGCGUUGUGAUGUACCAUCAGCCAACUGCACUUCCUGGUCUGGGCGGGGCUUAUCUCUACCAAUGGAACGACGACCGCUGCAACAUGAAACACAAUUUCAUCUGCAAAUAUGAACCAGAGAGCCAUCUUAUGAAGAAACAGGGUGACACACCUGGAGGGCGAGGCACAGAGGCGACAGCAGGCGGAGGUGUGGUCAAACAGUCUGCAGGCAGUGAGGAGGUUCCCCCUCAGGUCACCAUGGCUGGGGCUUCAGGCAUGGUCCUGGUGUACGUGAUCAUCCCCACAAUCCCCCUGCUGCUGCUCAUCCUGGUGGCUUCUGGGACAUGUUGUUUUCAGAUGCUCAGUAGAAGCUCUCCCCGCUCCAAGACCACCGUCAACCAAUCAAACCUGUGGAUCUCCAGGACACCCAAACCGGACAGCAUGGAGGUCUGACAUCACAGUGACAUCAUCGGCUGGCGGAGGGGCGACGUCACUUCACUGUUAAACUAAUCAUCAUCAUCAUCAUCGGGCGGUGUUGACGGACAGAUUCAGGAGUGGGCGGAGCUUUAAGAGGACAAUGAUGUCAUCGCAGAGGGUGUUUUUUUUUCAUUUCUGGAGAUUUACUGCAGUUUAACACUUAAGUACAAAUAGCUUGAAUACUGACCCACCUGAUUACUGUGUACUUACACUGCGUCUCUACAGACAUGUUCUAGAGUACACACAUUACUGCACAUGUACAUUCUAAUACUCACCUGUACAGGUACUUCCCUCUGCUUCCUUUCCUCUCUUCCUAUUUUGUGGAUGCCUCCUUGCUUCCUUACCCUUCCCCUCCGGGUCUCCUUCUUUCCUUCCUGUUUCCCUCCUUCAUCUCGUUCUUCCUUUCCUCUCCUCUUACAGAGAACGCUUCACCCAUGUGUUUGAAGUUUAAUUGAUCGUGUACAGUUAAUGAAGUGGGAGUGAUCAGCAGCUGAGAGGGAAAUGAAGCGUCCUCGGGGGGGUGGAGACUCUGCAGGGGUGCGUUUGAUUUGUUAAUUUAAAAGAGCCGAGAUGAAAGAGAGGAAAGAGGCAGCACAUGAAGAUUCAUUUUGCAUCCCGUCUGAGCUGUUAAAAAGUGAUCGAUCGAAUCUGAAACAUGCUGAAUAUUUAAUCUCUAAAUUUAACGAUAAACAUCUCAGAAGUUUGUAAUGCUUCACUUUAACACUUAUUGAUCAUCUAUAAUCAGCAUAUAAACCUGUCAGCGGAGCUCCGCCUCCUGUAAACAGCUGUGUACAGAUUAUUACUGUUAUUAACCAGUUAUUACAUGUUUAUACGCUGACAAUCAAUAACAGAGUGAAAGUACUUCCUGUUUAUCUGCAGAGCUGCUUGUUCCCAGGCGACGUGAACACACCGUGAACUAAAACAUGCUUCUUUAAACUGCUCUCAGAUCAGCUGAGGAACCUGAUCACGUAGAACUGAUUUCUCGCCUUGUCUGUUCGGACCGAAUACUCACGGUUAGCCGAUGACUGUAGCUUGCUAAUUAAUAUUCGCUCUGUAGGUCGAUUGAAAGCUUCAGCUGGACCCUGAACACGUCACCAUGGAGUAGGUCAGCUCCAUCAGCAGAUAAUCCAGCACAACUUUGUGUCACCUUUUAACGCCCUGGGUGACCUUCAGCGUCUUUUUUGUACGUAUAGAGCUCCACGGUCAGGUUAGCAACAAUAAAUAUGCAACAAGUUGUGAAACGUUAAAAUUUGGUUAGUUUAGGCACCGAAACCACUCGGGCAGAUUUUGGUAACGUUGCUUGCAAUAAGUAAUAUUCAGUGCUGACUUUUUGUUGUGCACGGUGGUCCAGCGUUUAACCCCAGAGCGGCGUGACGAGAGUUAACGAGCGUUUAACCCCAGAGCGGCGUGACGAGAGUUUAAACGCUCUUUCAUGUCGUGUGCUUCAUUUCUCUCUCAGAAUCCCGGCUGACCAAGAAAUAAACCCACCAAUCAGCCCAUUAACUCUGCCUGAUUAAUGCACCGAUACCAAAUUAAUGGGAUUUCACAUCGUUCCAAGUUGCUGUCACCAUGGAAACGCCAAAGUGUCAUCACAUGUAGUGGCGUUUGUGUUUGUACGUCUGACAAAGUAAUGAAUUAAAGUCUUUCUGUGA